GUUCGUUGCGCGCAUGCGCUAGUCUUCUCACACGGACAGGCAUCAUGGCGGACGUGCUGGAUCUUCAUGAAGCGGGAGGCGAGGACUUUCCUAUGGACGAAGAUGGUGAUGAAAGUAUUCACAAACUAAAAGAAAAAGCCAAGAAGAGAAAAGGACGAGGAUUUGGAUCUGAUGAAGGUGCGAGGUCCAGGGUUAGAGAAGAUUAUGAUACGGUGGAGCAGGACGGUGAUGAGCCCGGACCUCAGAGAUCUGUCGAGGGCUGGAUCCUGUUUGUGACCGGCGUUCACGAGGAAGCGACCGAAGAAGACAUCCACGACAAAUUCGCAGAGUUUGGCGAGAUCAAGAAUCUGCACCUCAAUCUGGACAGAAGAACAGGUUACCUCAAGGGCUACGCGUUGGUGGAAUACGAGACGUAUAAAGAAGCGCAGGCUGCCAUGGAGGGACUGAACGGCCAGGAGCUCAUGGGACAGCCCAUCAGCGUGGACUGGGGCUUCGUCCGAGGGCCGCCAAAGAGCAAGAGGAGGGGAGGCAGACGACGGAGCAGAUCUCCAGACAGAAGACGGCGCUGAGGUGAAACCUAGUGCAAAAGCUGCAAGUUGCUGUCUCGCGUUUUUUUUUUUUUUUUAGAUUUUCCUGGUUUUUUUUUUUCCCUCUGUACACACUGUAACCAAUUAACUAACAAACAAACAACUACUACAGCAGACUUUAAACUUUAAAAAUGCAGUUAACAUUUGCCGCAUCACACUUUUAUAAGGAAGUAAGCUAAGUAGUGUCUUCAAUGUAGCACGUUGUCUCCAUUGUCUCAUGGCAUCGAGUUUUUUGUUUUUCUUCUUCUGCAUAAAGUAAUUUAAAUUUGUUCUUAUAACAUUGUACUUGUUUUCCAGUGGCCCUAAACAGUGACAUAACAAUUUCAUACAUCAUUUAAAUUUUUUUUUUAAAGGUUGUAUUUGGAAUCUUUUUGUAGUUUCUAUGGUUUAAGUUUAAGGAACGUGCUGAAGAACAAUAAGACUGUAACACAUCACAGAAACACGGUGGCGUUUGUAAUAUGUUUUAGUUUGUUUCAGUAUAGUGUCAAUUCCUUGGUUUUGCAUUUUGUAUAAUGUGUAAUGAACAUGAUGAUCCUUUAAAAUUAAUUUGGGUUUGUUUUUUUUCCCUCCUUAAUGCUUGAAGUUGUACCUGAGUUAAUUUUAAAGCUACCGGUUUGUACACCUCCAAUAAAUUUGUUCUGUAUUGUGAA
Messenger RNA from Clarias gariepinus (North African catfish), 1237 nucleotides. It is a transcript of the gene rbm8a, whose product is annotated as RNA binding motif protein 8A. Gene Ontology annotation, molecular function: mRNA binding. Bases 45 to 569 code for a protein of 174 amino acids. Lineage: Eukaryota; Metazoa; Chordata; Actinopteri; Siluriformes; Clariidae. The transcript has 6 exons. Gene Ontology annotation, biological process: RNA splicing. Gene Ontology annotation, cellular component: nucleus; cytoplasm; exon-exon junction complex. The record is from RefSeq and is a predicted model, not a curated record.